AGACUGGGAUUCACACUCCGAACCCCACUCUCUCACACACUGCAACAAACCAAAGAAAAAGAAAAGCGAGAGCUUCAUUCCGUUUCCGAAACGAAGCAUUAGGGUUAGGGUUAGGGUUAGGGUUUUUCUGAUCUCAAUCAAUGGCGGAGGAACCGGAGAGCACCGUCACCACCGGCGCCCCCGCCGAAUCGCUGCUCGAUAAGAUUAGCGAGAAGCUUCACGGCCAUGAUUCAUCAUCUUCUUCUUCUUCUUCCGAUUCCGAUUCCGAUUCCGAAAAAACCGUUACUUCCUCUGUUAAGGAUAAGGUCUUUCGCCUUUUCGGAAGGGAGAGACCCGUUCAUUCCGUUUUCGGCGCCGGAAAACCUGCUGACGUGUUAUUGUGGAGGAACAAGAAAAUAUCUGCUGGCGUACUUGGCGGAGCUACUGCUGUUUGGGUUCUAUUUGAGUUGCUUGAAUAUCACCUUCUUACUCUGGUGUCUCACAUUCUGAUACUGUUGCUCGCUGUUCUGUUCUUGUGGUCCAAUGCGCAUACUUUUAUUCACAAAUCUCCACCUCGCAUUCCAGAAGUUCACCUUCCUCAGGAGCCAUUCCUGCAAGUUGCAUCCGCGUUGCUUGCUGAAAUCAACCGGGGAUUUGCUGUUUUGCAUAAUAUUGGUUCUGGAAGAGAUUUGAAGAAAUUCCUAGUGGUUAUUGCUGGCGUAUGGAUCCUGUCAAUUUUGGGGAACUGGUGCAAUUUCUUGACAUUGUUCUACAUAACUUUUAUCUUGUUGCACACGGUUCCUGUGCUAUAUGAGAAGUACGAGGAUAAGAUAGACCCACUUGCAGAGAAGGCAGUUUUUGAGAUUAAAAAGCAGUAUGUUGUGUUUGAUGCUAAGGUCUUGAGUAAGAUCCCAGCGGGUCCAUUGAAAGGCAAGAAGUUAGCUUAAUGAGAUAGUCUUUGUAAUCUCAGAAAGAGAAGGAGCUCCACUUGUUUGUUCAUGGAAGUUGUCAGGGAUCAGUUUCUUUUAUCAAAUGUCAAUUUUUUUGCUAUGUUUGGGUUGGUGUUAGGCUGGUAUGAUGUCAAUGGCAAUGGUUUUUGUUUAUCUUCAAAUUGUAGUGUCUGACUAUGCAAGUAUAUGGAUUUUACUGGUUUUUUGAAGGUUUGUACGAGUUCAAACGAUGAUCGUUACUGUAAGAUAAAAUAUUUCCAUGCUGCCUUUUAUUUUUAGGUAGCAAGCGAUAUGCCUA
This is a messenger RNA of Cajanus cajan (pigeon pea), 1227 nucleotides long. RefSeq names its product reticulon-like protein B5. The record is from RefSeq and is a predicted model, not a curated record. NCBI's taxonomy places the organism in Eukaryota, Viridiplantae, Streptophyta, Magnoliopsida, Fabales, Fabaceae. Gene Ontology annotation, biological process: response to bacterium.